Messenger RNA from Magnolia sinica, 4564 nucleotides. RefSeq names its product protein GIGANTEA-like. Gene Ontology annotation, cellular component: nucleus. The record is from RefSeq and is a predicted model, not a curated record. The transcript has 14 exons. Gene Ontology annotation, biological process: regulation of long-day photoperiodism, flowering; response to stress; regulation of circadian rhythm. NCBI's taxonomy places the organism in Eukaryota, Viridiplantae, Streptophyta, Magnoliopsida, Magnoliales, Magnoliaceae. The coding region runs from base 344 to 3979 and encodes 1211 amino acids.
AGGGAGGAUCUUUAUCUCGCUCCACCCAAAACCAAUAAAACCAAAUGCCAAAAUGAAAAUGAGAAUAAGUCCCAUUUUCCUUCUCAUCGUCUUCUUCUUCUUCUCUCGCUGAAAGCUCUAAGGAAGAGCAAAAAAAACAAAAACCCUAGAGCUUCAAGAAACUGUGAAAUCGAGAUCGGUGAUCGGUUUUGCGAGCGUCUGAAAUUGGAAUUCGACGGUUGUGAUUGAGUUUGGGAGAUCGAGAUACGGAUGCUCUGCUUCUUGAUUGAGGAUUCGUGCGGUGGAAGUUUCCGGUUCGGUGGAUUUUGCUUGGUAGGAAGGUUUCUCUGAGUAGGAGUUUCCCAUGUCGGCUUCGUGUGAGAAAUGGAUCGACGGUCUCCAGUUCUCGUCGCUGGUCUGGCCCCCGCCACAUGAUGAACAGCAGCGGCAGGCACAAAUUGUGGCCUAUGUUGAAUAUUUUGGUCAGUUCACCUCGGAACGAUUUCCAGAAGAUGUUGCUGAGCUAAUUCAACACUGUUAUCCAUCCAAAGAAACACGUCUUUUGGAUGAAGUAUUAGCAACCUUUGUUCUUCAUCAUCCAGAGCAUGCACAUGCCGUUGUCCAUCCAAUUCUUUCAUGUAUAAUUGAUGGGACAUUGGUGUAUGAUAAGAAUGAUCCUCCCUUUUGUUCUUUCAUUUCUUUAGUCAGCCCUAGUAGUGAGAGGGAAUAUUCUGAGCAAUGGGCUUUGGCGUGUGGGGAAAUUUUACGGGUGUUAACUCACUACAAUCGCCCAAUUUACAAGGUUGAGUGUCAGAGUAGUGAAACAGACAGGAGCAGCAGUGGUGACCAUGCCACAACAAGUGAUUCUCAGGGAGAGGAAGGUUGCCAAUCACCUCUGCAGGAACGGGAGAGGAAACCAUUAAGGCCUCUAUCUCCCUGGAUUACUGACAUAUUGCUUGCUGCACCCUUGGGUAUUAGAAGUGACUAUUUCCGUUGGUGUAGUGGGGUCCUGGGCAAAUAUGCAGCUGGUGGAGAACUCAAACCACCAACAACUGCUUAUGGUCGUGGAUCAGGAAAGCAUCCCCAGCUUAUGCCUUCAACUCCAAGAUGGGCUGUGGCAAAUGGAGCUGGUGUUAUAUUAAGUGUUUGCGAUGAAGAAGUUGCUCGUUACGAAACUGCUAAUUUAACCGCAGCUGCUGUUCCUGCACUUUUGCUUCCUCCUCCAACAACUGCUUUAGAUGAGCAUCUGGUUGCGGGGUUGCCAGCUCUUGAGCCAUAUGCUCGCUUGUUUCAUCGGUACUAUGCAAUUGCUACUCCAAGUGCUACCCAAAGGCUUCUGGUUGGACUUUUGGAAGCACCACCAUCAUGGGCUCCAGAUGCACUGGAUGCAGCUGUGCAACUUGUGGAACUCCUUAGGGCAGCUGAGGAUUAUGCAUCUGGAAUGAGGCUUCCACGAAACUGGAUGCAAUUGCAUUUCUUGCGUGCAAUUGGGACUGCAAUGUCUAUGAGAGCAGGUAUUGCUGCAGAUGCUGCAGCAGCUUUACUUUUCCGCAUACUUUCUCAGCCUACCUUGCUUUUUCCUCCACUAAGGCAUGCUGAAGGAGUUGACAUCCAGCAUGAACCUCUGGGUGGCUAUAAUUCAUUCUAUAGAAAGCAGAAGGAAGUUCCUGCUGACGAAGCCACAAUUGAGGCAACUGCUCAAGGGAUUGCUUCAAUGCUAUGUGCACAUGGCCCUGAGGUUGAAUGGAGAAUUUGCACCAUCUGGGAAGCUGCUUAUGGCCUGCUUCCUUUAAGUUCAUCGGCUGUUGAUUUGCCUGAAAUUGUGGUUGCAACACCGCUUCAACCUCCUGUUUUAUCAUGGAAUCUUUAUUUACCACUCCUUAAGGUGUUAGAGUAUCUUCCUCGAGGGAGCCCGUCUGAAGCAUGCUUGAUGAGGAUUUUUGUAGCUACAGUGGAAGCGAUUCUACGACGAACAUUUCCAAUGCAAUCCUCCAGGGAACAAAGCAGAAGAUCAAGAUACCAUUGUGGUAUUGGAUCUUCCUUUAAGAACCUUGCUGUUGCUGAGCUUCGUUCAAUGGUCCAUUCACUAUUUCUGGAUUCAUGUGCUUCUCUAGAACUCGCCUCCCGCCUGCUAUUUGUCGUGUUAACCGUUUGUGUCAGUCAUGAAGCCCUGCCCAAUGGGAGCAAGAGGCCAACAGGUGGUGAAUCUCAUCCUUCUGACGACGAACAGCAUAUAAUAAAUGGUAACCGAACAGACAUGAGAACUAGAAAAAGGAAAAAGCAAGGCCCUGUGGCCACCUUUGAUUCCUAUGUUCUGGCUGCUGUUUGUGCUUUGGCUUGUGAGCUACAGCUGGUCCCUUUGAUUUCAAAAGCAAGCAAAUGUUCAGAUCCUAAAGAAUCCCUUAGCUCAUCAAAGGCUCCAAAAAUUAAUGGAACUUCUAACCAGUUACGAAAUGGUAUUUCGUCAGCAGUUCGUCAUACUCGUAGGAUCUUAGGAAUUUUAGAAGCACUCUUUUCAUUGAAGCCAUCUUCUGUUGGUACAUCAUGGAGUUACAGCUCGAAUGAGAUUGUUGCCGCAGCUAUGGUUGCUGCUCAUGUUUCUGAACUGUUUGGACGAUCAAAGGCCUGUAUGCAUGCUCUCUCUGUUCUGAUGCGAUGUAAGUGGGAUAAUGAGAUCUACACCAGAGCAUCUUCACUUUAUCACCUCAUCGACAUUCAUGGCAAAGCGGUUGCAUCCAUUGUUGAUAAGGCGGAACCACUAGAAGCACACUUAAUACGCGCACCACUUUGGAAGGAUGCUCCAGCAUGUGAGAAUGGUAGCAAACAAAUAAAAUUUUCAAACAGUAACAGCUGUGAAUCGGAGCCUCCAUUGACCCAACAGCAUCAAGGCGAUAAUGAUUUGGCCCAAAAAGGAACAUUUCUAAAAUCUGAGAAAUCUCUGCUUUUGACUGAUGAUAUGCUAAAUAACUCGGGGAAAAGUAUCACAAGUUUGCCAGUGGAUGCAUCGGACUUGGCCAAUUUUCUUACAGCAGACAGGCACAUUGGAUUUAAUUGUAGCGCUCAAGCUCUUCUAAGAUCUGUACUUGCAGAGAAGCAAGAAGUAUGUUUCUCAGUUGUUUCAUUGCUCUGGCACAAGUUGAUUUCAACCCCGGAAACACAAAUGAAUGCUGAAAGUACGUCUGCCCAACAAGGUUGGCGCCAGGUAGUUGAUGCCCUAUGUAAUGUUGUAUCGGCAUCACCGACAAAGGCAUCAACUGCAGUUGUUCUUCAGGUGCGAUAUCCGUUUAUUUGUAAAUUCUUUGGUGUCAUGAAAGUUCUUGGUUUUUUAACCAGAUAUCCAAUCACUUCAUUGUUUUUAGUCACUUUGUGGGCAUGUUUCCUUGGACAGGCAGAAAAGGAUUUGCAGCCAUGGAUUGCUAGAGAUGAUGAACAAGGUCAGAAAAUGUGGAAAAUCAACCAGAGGAUUGUAAAAUUAAUGGUGGAGAUCAUGAGGAACCAUGAUAGCCCAGAAGCAUUAAUAAUUUUAUCAAGUGCUUCUGAUCUUCUUCUCCGUGCGACUGAUGGAAUGCUUGUCGACGGAGAAGCUUGUACUUUACCACAGCUAGAGCUCCUGGAAGCCACAGCUAGUGCAGUUCAACUUGUGCUUGAUUGGGGAGAAUCCAGCUCAGCUGUUGCCGAUGGCCUUCUAAAUUUGUUGAAGUGCCGUCUACCAGCUACCAUCCGUUGCGUUUCUCAUCCAAGUGCACAUGUGCGUGCUCUUAGCACAUCCGUUCUUCGGGAUAUCUUACACAUCGGCUCAGUGAAGUCCAAUUGUAAACAAGAGGAUGUAAAGGGCGUCCACAGUCCCGCUUACCGAUACUUAACUGUAGGCAUCAUUGACUGGCAUGCAGACAUUGAGAAGUGCUUAGUAUGGGAAGCUCACAGCAGGCGUGCAACUGGCCUGCAACUGGCAUUCCUUGAUGCUGCUGCCAAGGAAUUAGACUGUGUCAUUUCCUACUGAGACCUCUUCGGUGUCCUCGUCAAACUUGUGUUGUUGCCUACAUGAUUACAUGGGUAGCUAGUGAAUUCUCAUUUGACACACAAGUUAGGCUUCUAUUGCAUAUGGAGGAACUCGAACAUGCAAAUUGUUAGUCCUAACACAUUGGUUUGAAGAAUGUGGAUAGGCUAAAGAAGCAGUCACAACAUUUUCUUGUAGAUAUGACGAAGCACUCUCUUUCCCAUCAUUCUAGUCCUUUACACCAAAGGAUGAUCUGCAAUAGAGAAUAGAGAUGGGGCUGUAUCUGGGUUGUUUAUUUCUGUAUGCUAAAUUAUAUGUCAUAAACAUGAAUCCCACCAUAGAUUUUAGAAGUUGGUGAGCUAUAAUCAGGGCCUGAUAAUGGGAAUUGGGCAUGCAGCCUGCAUCAGCGAGAACAGGUUGCAGCUCUAUUCUAAGACAGAUUAUACAAUUAUAUAUGAGAGUGCCAUUCUUCAGGUUUCAAUGAUUUUUGAAUAUGUAAUACUUUGCUGUACCAACAAGAGGUGUUUUCUCUUCAAUUUGUACACUAAGAUAUAAGCUUGAGUUUUUAGUAAAUUCGGGUUUCUUUUA